AUGGCUAGCUCUGUGUCAACUGUUGCUGCUGCCAACAAAGUACUGUUGAGUUUGAACCACACUGUUGCUGGAACUUCAGUUCCAAGCACUGCCUUUUUUGGCAAAAUCUUGAAGAAGGUGAACGCGAAUGGCGCUUCCAGCCCCAAAGUUUCGAACAGGAGCUUCAGGAUUGUAGCUCAAGCACAAGAGAUAGAUGAGAAGAAACAAACGGAUCAAGACAGAUGGAAGGGCCUUGUGACGGACAUGUCUGAUGAUCAACAGGACAUCACCAGGGGAAAGGGUAUGGUAGACCCUCUUUUCCAAGCUCCUGUGGGUACUGGUACUCACCAUCCUGUCUUGUCAUCAUACGAAUACAUCAGCCAGGGUCUUCGUCAAUACAACCUGGACAACACGCUGGAUGGAUUCUAUAUUGCUCCGGCUUUCAUGGACAAGCUAGUUGUUCACAUCACAAAGAACUUCCUGACAUUGCCCAAUAUCAAGGUACCACUAAUUUUAGGUAUCUGGGGAGGGAAAGGUCAAGGGAAGUCAUUCCAAUGUGAGCUUGUCUUUCGAAAAAUGGGAAUCAACCCCAUCAUGAUGAGUGCUGGAGAAUUGGAAAGCGGAAAUGCAGGGGAGCCAGCAAAAUUGAUUAGGCAAAGAUACCGCGAGGCAGCAGAAAUCAUCAGAAAAGGAAACAUGUGUGUCCUGUUCAUCAACGAUCUCGAUGCAGGAGCUGGUAGAAUGGGUGGAACUACACAAUACACAGUUAACAACCAGAUGGUGAAUGCUACCCUCAUGAACAUUGCAGAUAACCCGACAAAUGUCCAGCUCCCCGGUAUGUACAACAAGCAAGAGAAUGCCAGAGUCCCUAUUAUAGUAACAGGUAACGAUUUCUCCACAUUGUAUGCCCCUCUUAUCCGUGAUGGUCGUAUGGAAAAGUUCUACUGGGCACCAACCAGAGAAGACAGAAUUGGUGUAUGCAAGGGAAUUUUCAGAACUGACAGCGUACCUGAUGAGCACGUUGUAAGGCUUGUCGAUGCCUUCCCUGGACAAUCUAUUGACUUCUUUGGUGCUCUGAGGGCAAGAGUAUACGACGAUAAAGUCAGAAAGUGGAUUGAAAAAACUGGAAUCGAACAAGUUGGGGAAAAACUAUUGAACUCUAUCGAAGGACCUCCAAAAUUUGAGCAACCAAAGAUGACAAUUGACAAGCUCCUCGAGUACGGAUACUUGCUUGUCCAAGAGCAAGAGAAUGUGAAGAGAGUUCAAUUGGCUGACAAGUACCUUAAAGAGGCAGCACUUGGAGAUGCAAAUGCUGAUGCCAUCAACACGGGGAACUUCUAAUGUUUACCAAAACAUAAAAAAGAGGUUUGAUCUUCGUUUCAACGAUAGGAUUUUACAAGUGAUGAAGGAACCUGUUUCUUCAAAGUUUUCGGAGAAACUUUUGUGAAAGUAGAAAUAGGACACAAAUUGUGUAAUCUAUUCAGUUCUGUUCAAUAUAAGAGAAUGCUGUGUGUCCCAAUGAUA
This is a messenger RNA of Solanum verrucosum, 1503 nucleotides long. Its product is annotated as ribulose bisphosphate carboxylase/oxygenase activase 1, chloroplastic-like. Gene Ontology annotation, molecular function: ATP binding; ribulose-1,5-bisphosphate carboxylase/oxygenase activator activity; ATP hydrolysis activity. Gene Ontology annotation, cellular component: thylakoid; chloroplast stroma. The transcript has 6 exons. The coding region runs from base 1 to 1320 and encodes 439 amino acids. The record is from RefSeq and is a predicted model, not a curated record. Lineage: Eukaryota; Viridiplantae; Streptophyta; Magnoliopsida; Solanales; Solanaceae.